Molecule: messenger RNA, 1461 nt
Organism: Gallus gallus (chicken)
Lineage: Eukaryota; Metazoa; Chordata; Aves; Galliformes; Phasianidae
Exons: 1
Coding region: 106-1461 (451 amino acids)
Source: RefSeq, a predicted model, not a curated record
GGGGCUCUCCCCACCGCCGGCGUUUAACCUUCAGCGAGCGCCGCUGGAAGGCAGAACCGCGCGGGUGGGGAUGCGGCCGCUGCUCACAGCCCCGCGGCUCUGCUGAUGGCAGUGGGGGGUGGGCACAGCCCCGGGCUGAGGGGGGUUCCCAUGUGUCGGGCAGGCGAAGGAGUGCGGGUGAUGCUGAGGAGGUUGGGGUACCCCCGGGCGCGUGGUGCGGGGAUGCCUGAUGCGGUGGGACGCGAUGAGAUGGGAUGGGAUGGGAUGCCCAACUCUCAACCCUGCAAAGCACCGCGGCACUGCGUGCCCCAAAAUGCUCCAUGGCCAAAGAUAAGGGCGGGGGCCCCCCAGGUGGCAGCGUGCCCAUCCCCUGUUGUUGUGGGGCUGAGCGGUGACAUUUGGAGAGGCCACCAACGCCGGGCGCGUGGUUGGGGCACAGCGUGCAAAAAAGAUGCUUCCUUUUAUAGCCAGGCCGGGGCUGUUUGGUGCUGUGUGAGCGUGUGGGACACCACGGGCAGCCCCAGCACCCCCCCGUGCCGCUGCCUCCCCCUAUCAGCCCAUUUGUCCUCAUGCCUGGAACUGUGCAGGUACGGACAUGGGGGCUUUGGGGUGAGCGCAGUUCCGGGUGCUGCCCUCCAAGGUCACCGUGAGAGCCCGGCCGGGGGCUGCGGGGCUGAGCUGUGGGACGGAGCCAUGUGCGUCCCCAGGGCCGGGAGGACACCACUGCAGUGCUGGGAGAUGUGCCUGCGGGCAGCCGGGGCCGAUCUGUCCGGGAUGCGACAGCCCCGACCCCACACCCUGAUGGUGGGGGCUCAGCUGUGGUCUCACAGCUCCCUUAAUGCUCCUGCAGCACAGCUCAGGGCUGGAAAAGCCAAAGGGGUGAAGCAGGGACAUCCCUGCAGCACAGCCACAGGAUGCCUUCAGAAUACUCUUGGGGGCACGGGACUGCCUCUCCAGCUGCCACCAGUUUGGUGUCCUGGUCCCUGGGAGUCAUGUCCCCGUAGUGCCCGUGGCUCUGGGCACAUGGCUACGUGGGCAGCCCAAUGGCACUGGGGGGGAUCGGAGCACCCCAGGCUCUGCUGCCUCAGUUGUCUCUGGCUCCUGCAGAGCUGCAGCACAUGGGGUGCUGAGUCACGGCCCCGCUGGAUGCCCCCACAGCCCUGCACCUUCCUGUGCCCCCCUGGCCCCACAGGGCCUGUCCCCGUGUUCCCAUGCGGCGCUCCAGCUCUGAGAUUAGGGAUAGGAAGGUCAUUGGGGUCACAGCGCAGCCCAGCUGGUGCCACAUUCGUCCCCCCAGCACCGUGCCCUGGCUGUGGUCACACUGUGCCGGGUCUGGUGAGCCCCCUCCACCCCUCGCUGUGGUCUCCAGCCCCAGAGACACCCACAAACCCCCCCCACUGGGAGAGGUGCCCCCAGCCUGCCACGGGGCAUGAGGGCUCCUGCAUGCUCCUGUCCCUGUGA